This is a messenger RNA of Cercopithifilaria johnstoni, 1227 nucleotides long. Lineage: Eukaryota; Metazoa; Nematoda; Chromadorea; Rhabditida; Onchocercidae. The record is from the annotation of a GenBank genome assembly.
AUGGUGGACGGGUCCGAAGGUGCUGUUACGUUGCGUAGCCUGAUUGAAAACGAGAUCCCGGACGGCAGAUCGAAUCUGGAAAGCAGUUGUUCAAAUUUAGAACGGGUUGCUGCUUACUGUGAAGCAAAUUAUGCACAGGCACAAAAUAAAAAGGCGGCAUUUGAUGAAACAAGACGAUAUGUAGUGCAAAGUCUUGCUAGUGUAGCAUAUCAGGUGAAUACUUUGGCGUAUGCUCUAUUACAUGCACUCGAUUUGCAAACUGAUAAAAUCAAUAACAUGGCAUCGCAGGUUCGGAACGUGGGAGAAAUCGUUGCAAUUCAUAAAGAGAAAGUAGCGAGGAGGGAAAUCGGAGUAUUAGCAAUAAACAAAUGUAUCCAGAGACAACACAAAGUUAUCGCAAUUGGAGUUCAGGAACCUCCUCAACGUUACCAACGUACUCCAAUCGAUUAUUCGGUAUUGGAUAAUUUGGGACAUGGUGUUAAAACUCCUGAGCCAGCGAAUCGUUCAUUUGCAACACGCGUGGUCUCGACUAUAUCUCAUGGAAACACUAGUGCACAUUAUCCGGUUUUUCCUAAUUUUGAACAAUUGCUCCCUAAAGCAAAUAUCACUGCUACGCUUUCCCGCUCAUCGACGACACGUGGAGAUCACUAUCGUAUGCCACAAGUGGCUACGACGCCAGUUAUAGAUCCUCAAAGAUUUUCUACUGUUACACACGGAAGCCAAAACUAUAAUGGUACUUCAAAUGCAUCAAAUUAUGGUACUAUAAACAGAAAAAGAGAUUCGCAGCAAUCCAUGCCUCUUCCUCCUCCUCAAUUGGCAUCAGUAGCCCAGUAUAGGUUGUCAUCGAAUAGUUUAGAUGGACUUCCACCACCACCUACUUCUGUGAUGAUGGACGAUGAACCACUACCACCUCCUCCAAUGAAGGCUACAAUGACGCCAAUUUACGAGUCAACAUCAUCAAAAAACCAUUGCACGCCAUCUGGUAACGGCCGCUCACCUUUUCUACUUGGAUCUCCAUUUGACCGUUCAUAUGAUUGGAUCCCAAAAAUUUAUAUUGAGAAAGCAGUUGCGCUGUACGAUUACGAAGCAGAAAAACCGGACGAAUUAACCCUUAGAGAAAACUGCAUCGUCUAUGUUUUACGAAAGAAUGAAGAUGGUUGGUACGAGGGUGUACUUAAUGGGUGUACUGGACUGUUUCCAGGAAAUUAUGUCCAAGCAAUUAAUUGA